Suillus paluster is the source of this 2428-nucleotide messenger RNA. Its product is annotated as Pre-mRNA cleavage complex II protein Clp1-domain-containing protein. The transcript is spliced from 5 exons. Gene Ontology annotation, molecular function: polynucleotide 5'-hydroxyl-kinase activity. The record is from RefSeq and is a predicted model, not a curated record. NCBI's taxonomy places the organism in Eukaryota, Fungi, Basidiomycota, Agaricomycetes, Boletales, Suillaceae. Gene Ontology annotation, biological process: cleavage in ITS2 between 5.8S rRNA and LSU-rRNA of tricistronic rRNA transcript (SSU-rRNA, 5.8S rRNA, LSU-rRNA). Gene Ontology annotation, cellular component: nucleus. Bases 103 to 2322 code for a protein of 739 amino acids.
GAUUUCAGUUUUCGUGACUCGUUGGUCUCCCCUUAGAGAAUUUGGCGCUUGACCGCAUUAGGACAGGAGGCGGACUCGUUUUUCAGAUCAAGCCAUCGAGCCAUGCUCAGCGCAAUCGCAGCACGAAGAGCAGCACAAGCUGCUUCCUCUAAGCAGCCCUCGCCGACACCGACGCCUUCAAUACCACCACCGGAUUCUAUUUCCGAGCCCACGCGCAACUCAAAUCCUCCCUCGAAACGCAAAACUACUUCUGUCAACGGAAAAAUUUCAUCACGGACCAACAAGAAAGCUAGAGUACUUCCAGAGCGAGCGCGGGCUACCACUCGGUAUUUCGAGUCGAAGGACACGUUUGAGAGAGAAGAGGAUGUGAUCAUGGUGGGAUCAAGCUCGGAUUCAGAGUCGGAGGCUCAAGGACAGCUGCCAGUAGGGUUUGACGACUCCGAGGUCGAGGAAGGACCAAACCCAGGCGUCUCCAUGGAACCACUAUAUCGCCAGCCUUCGGUAUCCCAGCCUUCCCAGCUGUCCUCCUUCAGACCCACUCGGGAUCUCAACAUUUACGAACUCUCCCCCAAUGAAGUCAGUGCCAUGGGCUUGCAAAACGAGACUUCGGUGCUUUGCAUGGACCGGGAGGAGACCCUCGCGCUUUUAGGCGCAUACACUCUUACUGUUUUGAAGGGGUCUAUUUCCAUCCUCGGCGUGACGUUGUCUGCCUCAAAGGUCGCUCACCGUGUUUUUGCUCCUCGUUCCGCUCCGAUUCCCGUCUUACGAUGCGUCGCGUCGGAUGCACCUCCCGACUCAAAUGCACAUUCCCUUCCUCCUCGCAUCACAAAUAUUCACGGUAGGGCUGUAGUAGCGAUUCAAUCGCUCGAUACCGGCGUCGAAGGACUCGGACGUGUGUGUCGCGUCUUCGAUGGCGUUUUUGAUCCUUCGCGUUGGCAGCGAAGCUCGGCGGAAGUAAUACGACCUGGCGUGAACUUGGUGACGCACACUACACGGGACGUGCUACCGUUCGUGCUGCCUGAAUCAUGGAGUGUUGCCCUGAGCGCUGCAAAUACGCCGCCAUCUUCAGCAGAUCCCACACCACUUUCAGUAUAUGUUGUCAAGGGUCCGAAAAAGUCUGGAAAAAGCACCUUUUCUCGGACGCUUGUGAACAGGCUUUUGACGAGAUUUCACCGCGUCGCAUAUCUCGAAUGCGAUGUAGGGCAAUCCGAAUUUACAGCUGGAGGUUUGGUAGCUCUAAACAUUCUCGACAGCCCGAUAUUUGGCCCUCCCCCUACUCAUCCCAGCCUUCCGUACCGAGCGCACUACGUUGGCGCAACCUCACCGCGAUGCAGUCCGGCACACUAUCUCGCAGCCAUCCAAGCGCUCUUCGAAACGUACAGGCUUGAGGUUCAAACUUCGCUCCCGGAUGACGAGUCAACCGAUACACGAACCACCGACGUAAUUCCCUUAGUGGUCAAUACUAUGGGAUGGACGAAGGGUCUUGGUGCUGACUUGAAUGCCAAGAUCGAGGAACUCGCGGAGCCUACUCACGUAUUCGAGAUCAUUGGUCUAGAAGAGAAAGGAUGGCCGACCGCGCAGCUCACCUACGAACCUCUUCACAACCAAUCUCCGCCAAGCAAGGCAUUUCAGUACACCCUCGAAGCAAUAUCGCCAAGCCUGACGAACACGCAUUUUAAUGCCGUCGACCAGCGCAACUUCAAUAUCUUGUCCUACUUCCAUGCCAUAUUCCCAUCUAUUACACCGUCUCCAUCAACACCAUUUCGUCAAGUAACAGCGAUGAAAUGGGACACCUCUCACCCUCUCUGCGCCCGGUAUCCGUAUGAAGUUGACUGGAGCCAGGCAUUUGACCAAGUUAUCCUGAUCGGCGCAGGAUACGAAGACGUGAUUCCCUCGGAGAUCUCCAACGUCUUAAACGGCGCGAUCGUUGGCCUUGUCGAAUGCGAGCCUGGAACCGAAGAUCCGGUAUAUUCCGACUCCUCCGACGCUCGAGAAUUGCCCUACACCCAAGCCAGACAUCCGCCCGUACCUUCAACCUCCACUUGUCAUGGUCUUGCCCUCAUUCGCGCUAUAUCGCCCACUUCAUCUCAUAUGCACGUCCUCACCCCGGUUCCCCCCGCUAUUCUUGCGCGUUGCCGGGUCAUCGUCAAGGGCGAGCUGGAGCUGCCUAUCUGGGGAAUGCUUGAUUUUACAGACGCGAAUAACGGUGUUGCAGGUGCAGAGAAGGGCCGGGUGCCGUAUUUGCAAUGGGGCAAGAGUGAAGGCUUAGGCGGCGAGCGGAGGAGAGUGAGGAGAAAUCUCAUGCGGAAAGCUCAGAUGUGAUAGUAAACAAACGAAAAGUAAGUACACUACGUCUAUGAUAUAAAUAAAUGAAAGACACGCGCGGAAGAGUCAGGUCGUGAAAGGUCGUGACAGAAAUCAGCAGGGG